This is a messenger RNA of Wasmannia auropunctata (little fire ant), 2776 nucleotides long. RefSeq names its product neuropeptides capa receptor-like. Gene Ontology annotation, molecular function: neuromedin U receptor activity. Gene Ontology annotation, cellular component: plasma membrane. Gene Ontology annotation, biological process: neuropeptide signaling pathway. The coding region runs from base 898 to 2304 and encodes 468 amino acids. Lineage: Eukaryota; Metazoa; Arthropoda; Insecta; Hymenoptera; Formicidae. The transcript is spliced from 9 exons. The record is from RefSeq and is a predicted model, not a curated record.
AUGACAGAUUUCAGACUGUUACAGUAUUUAGGCAACGCGAUAAAUUUCUCUCGUGCAACAUGUAACCUAUACGUAUUGCAGCAGUUCGUAACAAAUGUGUCGCAAACUGCGGUAUUUCGAUCGCGCGUGCCGAAAUGUCCCGGCGGAUGCGGCGGUAAAAUGAUAGAUUUGACCCCCGUAAAAUUUCUCAUUUGCCUGAAAGAACUGAUUGUUGUAGCGCAGCCUCUCACGACAAUCGUGAAAUGCGUGCUGCCGACAGUGAUCGGGCAAUUGACGGGGCCGAGAUCUCUACGAUGGGCGCGAAAUGUCCUCUUUAAUCUCGCUACCCCAUUUCGUGCGAUAUAUCCUCUUAUCAGCACGGCAUGAAUAAGGACAAAAAUGAAGAAACGUUAAUAUAACGACACUUUCGUUAGCGUUAUCGUGGUAAGCAUUACUUGUGCGGAAAAAGAAGUAAAAGGAACCGCGGGAAAAUGUCUGAUAAAGAGGUAUACAGUCGCUCGCAAUUACAUACAUCCCGUUUGCGUUCUAUUUUUACCUAUUCGGCACGAUAUUUCUGCUGGUGGACUCAUAUGCCGUGGCAACGAAAUUGCCUUCCACGAGAUGUACGUAUAGCGUUUGCCAUUACCAUCAAGUGUAUUUACCGGAGGAAGCGAUGGCAUUGCAAGCACGCGCCAGAGGAAUGUCCGAUCUCUUGGAAGGCGUCGCGAGACAUCGCCGGAAGAACGUGAUUCAUUUCAUAGUUGGCAGAUAGCACGUGCGGAAUCAUGACUGCGAAUAAGAGGAGAAGAAGCGAGCCUGCUUAUUCGGGAUAAAAUCGGCGCGCGGUGAACGGACGGAUUCGAUCGGUGACACUAUCUAACGCGGAUCGACCGGGCGAUCUGAUGAAACGCGCGAAGUAUGGAAUUUUCGGGCCGAUAUAUCGUGAAGAUCGACAACAUCACGGAACUGAUGAUGAACCUGAGCGAGUCUGAGUAUGUGAGAUUGAUCUGGGGACCGAAGCAUCUGCCGCUGAAGCUCGUGCUGCCGAUUACCUUCGUCUACGUCGCGAUCUUUGUCACUGGCGUGUUCGGCAACGUGGUCACCUGCAUCGUCAUCAGGCGGAAUCCCGUCAUGCAAACCGCCACCAAUUAUUACCUGUUCAAUCUAGCGAUAUCCGAUCUGCUUCUCUUGAUCCUCGGACUGCCUAACGAAUUAAGCGUGUUUUGGCAGCAAUAUCCAUGGACACUUGGUGUAGGUUUGUGCAAAAUACGAGCGUACGUUUCAGAAAUGUCGUCUUACGUGUCGGUGUUAACGAUAGUGGUGUUCUCGUUGGAGAGGUAUCUAGCGAUAUGCCAUCCCCUGCACUUGUACGCGAUGAGCGGACUGAAACGACCUAUACGAUUCAUCUUAGGCGCCUGGCUACUGGCCCUCAUCUUCGCCCUACCCUUCGCCGCUUACACCACCGUCAAUUACAUCGAGUAUCCGCCGAGAUCCGGCCGUCAUUCCGAGGAGUCGGCAAUGUGUGCCAUGUUGCUGCCUAACAUGCCCAAGUUCCCGCUUUACGAGCUCAGUUGCCUCAUAUUCUUCCUCGUUCCGAUGCUGUCUAUAGCGGUGCUCUACGUGAGGAUGGGCCUGCGAAUACAAAGCAACGGUCUCGGACGCAGCAUCGAGGGCUCCGUUCACGGAGAAACGAGGCAGGCUCAAUCACGAAAAGCCAUCAUCCGAAUGCUCAGUGCGGUCGUGGUAACAUUUUUUAUCUGCUGGGCGCCCUUUCACGCUCAGCGCUUAUUGUACGUGUAUCAGGUGUCGGCCUUCGACGACAUCAACGACUGGCUGUAUCCGCUCGGCGGCUGCCUGUACUACUUCAGCACCACCGCGAAUCCGAUUCUGUACAACGUGAUGAGCGCCAAGUACAGGCUCGCUUUCAAGAAAACGCUCUACUGCACACCGGCGAGCCCCACCAUCACGAGAGACGAUCUCAGCAGUAUGAAAGAUAGCACGGUGUGCGGAUGCGGAUCCAGAAGGGGGUCCCAGCUGGUUCGCGUAAGAAGUGUACACUAUCAACGUAGCAUCAGAUGCAAUGUGUCGCACGCGAGCGCGAUGCUCCGUUCGCCGAUAAGACUGCGUUACGACGACGAGGACGACGAUGUGAGCCACUGCGACGCGGAGAGCAUGCCGUGCGACGUUCUAAGUCCUGACAUGCAGUCGCAAGACGCCAGAGUCUCCUUCGUCGCGCAUUCAAGUAACGGCAGGACGAAAUAUCGGUCGGACGAAAAAACGAGAGACGGCGGCUCACCGAACGCGGCAAACGAGACGUGUAUCUGAUUCCCGGCUUAUCUCGGCGGGAAAAGGAAGAAACGUUGCGGCGCAAGGACCGUAAGAACCACUUGCGAUCUCGACAAGAAACCACCGUGUCGUUUCCGUAUGCACGACGAGAUUGAAGUAACGGAUGCUGCGCAUUAUCCCACGUCGAAGGGCAACCAGACGCAGAUGUGUCGCAAUAUCCUUCCUGAACAUCGCGACAAGAAAUCGAAGUUCGUGGAAAGUUGCAUUUAAACGACAUACAUUCGCAAAUCUCACAAGCGAAAUCGUGAAGUGUUAGUGUCAAAUCAAAAAAAAUUUGGCAAUAUCAGUAAGUUAUAUUGAUUUACUACAAUACUGAACGUUACAAUCUCCAGUGAAGUUUUCGCGAAGUUAAUCAAAUUCCUCCUUGUAUUAAUUAAAUGAAUUAAUUAAUACGAAGUGUACUUUGUACGUAAAUUUACGCUAAUAAAGGAAAUACAAAUGGGGAAAUCAA